Molecule: messenger RNA, 3743 nt
Organism: Lutzomyia longipalpis
Lineage: Eukaryota; Metazoa; Arthropoda; Insecta; Diptera; Psychodidae
Product: zinc finger protein 16
Exons: 5
Coding region: 168-3452 (1094 amino acids)
Source: RefSeq, a predicted model, not a curated record
UUGACGAUUUGAGCGCUCAUUGCGGUGACUUCGUAAGCUCAUGACAAAAUGUACUCCUUUUUUGAGUGCAUUUUAUUUUCGUGAAAUUUGUGAAAAACUACCCCGAAAAAGUGCUUUUCCCCGCAUAUUGAGAAGCUAGCUCAGGACGUUGAGACGCAACUGAUGCCAUGGAUGAGGAUGAAGCGUACCAGAUUGAGUGGAUUCAGGGUAGUGGAGAUGAGGGGGAGUGCCUGGAGGAGAAUGAUAUAAUUCAGGAAGUGCACGAGGAUGAUGGUGUGGACAUUGAUCCAAGCACCAUAAAUGAGGAUGAUAUCAUUGAAGAAGUUGACGAUGAGGAGUACCUGGCGGCAAUGUCGGAUCACCUGGGGCACACCUCAACGGCAAAUCUCGUGUACAUGACGCAAGAUGGGCAGAAUAUGGGCGAUAUCAUUGAGGAGCAUGUUCAGGAGACGGAGAUUGAGGAGUACACGGAACAGCAGCACUUUGACGGGCAGGUGUGCGAGGAAGUGGUUAUCGAUGAGAGUGGCGUGCCUGAGGGAAAGAUGGAGAUACUAAUUGACAGCAAUGGGGCUGUUGUGCAGGAAGUGCAGGAGGAUGAGGAAGUUGUUCCACUACCACCCCAGGAUGAGUACACAUCAUCGCGUCCGUAUCCGUGUGACUUCUGCAGUCGUCGCUUCCGGAAGAAGGCCAAUCUAAUGAACCACAUGGUGGCGCAUCAGACAGAUCGACCCCAUGUGUGUAAUCUCUGCGGUGCCCGGUACAUUAGGCGCUGUGAUCUACACAAUCACUUCAAGAUUCACGCGUAUGCGCCCACAGAUCAUGAUCUCGGUGGUACGGAAUACAUAACUGGGCAGAAUGAGGAGGAAGAGGAGGAGGAUGAUGAAGAUAUUUCGAUAAAGAAGUCCUUUAUAAACUACGGCGUAUCACCGAGUCCACGGAAGAAGGCACAGCAGCAGAUUACACCACGAAAGAGAACAACACUCAAGAUGACAAAUAGUGUUCGUGAGAUACCCAAAUUUGACUAUAUAAAUGAAGAUAUGAAGCUCCUUAGUGAUUCGUCACAGCAACAGCAGCAUGGAGAGAUCUAUCCAAUGGUGGAGCAAUACCCGGUGACCGAUCCAAAGAAGCCCUUUGUCUGUCAACACUGUGGUGUGUCAUUUGCACGUGAAAAGGCUCUUGCGUCGCACGCAAGGAUGCACGGUGGGGAUUCACCGUUUGAAUGUGAGACAUGCGGUGAAAUGUUCUGGGAUGCAACGCGCCUGCGUGAUCAUCAGCUCUUACAUCGCAUGGAUCCGAAGAGCACUGCUGACUUUGAUAGUUCCCUCAUGGAUGAGGAGACGGAAACAGAUUCGGGGGAGGGUGAUGAGAAAUAUGGGAAUUUUUACUGCGAAGUCUGCGGGAUGUGCUUCCAUCGUCAGGCUCUACUGAAGCGUCAUUCGCGUUCGCAUGCAAAGAAGGAGAUAGUUGAGACCGAUAUCUCCCGGCAUUGUUGCAAUGUGUGCGGUGAAACAUUCGCCGAGGCUCUUGAUCUCCUUGCACACGCCGAAGUACAUGCACGCUUCCAGCCAUACAAGUGCAUGCUGUGCGGUGAGACAUUCCUCGAUGAGCCAACAAUCAAGGAGCACAUCGAUACGACACAUGCGGACGAGCUCACGACACAUUCGUGCCGACUGUGCGGAAAGGUGUGCCGUGACAGCAAAUCCCUCAUGAAGCAUGCUUGGGAUCACUCCAGGGAGAAGAAGCAUUCCUGCUCCAAGUGUGCCAAGACAUUUCACAAUAAGGCGCGUCUCAAGCGCCACAUGAUGUCACAUCGGGAUAAGUGUGUCACGUGUGAUGUGUGCGGGGAUCGUUUUCCCGAUGGACGAAGCCUCAUGAAUCACCGGCAUUCGCAUACAAAUGUCUCCGGGAGGCAAUUUCCCUGCCGAGAGUGUGGCAAAACAUUCGGAUCGCGUAGUUCGCAGCAGAUACAUAUUCGUAUCCACACAGGAGAGCGUCCCUAUGGGUGCAAAUACUGCUGGAAGGCAUUCGCCGAUGGUGGUACACUGCGGAAGCACGAACGUAUCCACACGGGUGAGAAGCCAUACGCAUGUUCCGUGUGCCCGCGUGCCUUCAAUCAACGCGUUGUUCUGCGAGAACACAUUAGAUCACAUCACUCAGGUGCUGAUUCACAGCGUGGCACCUCCGUAACACCGUACUACUGCGAAGUCUGCUCUGAGAUGUUUGCCCUACCUACGGAGCUGAUACAGCAUCUCAUUCAGCACAGCGAUAUGAAUACAUUGGCUAAGAGACAACCUCCUAGUGGCCCAAGGAAAUAUCAACGACGUCGCAAGCUGAAACCGCACGAAUUGGAACGUCUACGUACGCAACGUAGCAAAAAUUCCUCAGAUUUAUCAGAUGAGGAUCCCUCGCAAUCGGAUGCCCAGGAACGCUAUCAAGCAUCACCAGUUGUGCAGACUGGCCGUCAGGGUGGUGGAGCACGUGGAAGUAACACACGUCGUGGGCAGAAUACAUUCAACAUUGAUGGGUUGGAUGAUCAGAAUUUACUGCGAGCCUCAACGGACUUUGAGACGUCCGUGGCGAAGUUUGAUUUAAACAAGGGGGCAGCGUCACGCAAGAAGAAUGCUGUAGCAUUGUCACUGUCAUCAGCCAUGGUGGCAUUGCCACCGCAGUCGCGUCCUAAAAUGAUUCGAACGCAAAAGACACGCGUUGCCGUGGAGGAUGGAAAGAGACGGACAAAGACAUUGAUUACACGUACAGCACCAACAGACGUAGCUGGAACUAGUGGACCAACUGCCCGUGGGCAGAAGACCUUAAGGGCAAGGAUAAAGAAUGUGAGCUAUCACUACACAGAUAGAAUUAUGAGUCCGGCUACAUUCUCCGAUGUACCAGAUCAGAUUGCACAGGAAGUUAGUGUGAAGCAAGAGCCGAUGGAGAUGACAGCAACAGCCACGGUGCUGGAGCACGAUGGUAGUGGUCUGUCGAAGAAGACGUACAACAAGUACAGUAUGGACAUUGUUAAUGAUUUAGAGGCCAUCCUACGGUCACCCAUUAAGCAAUCACCUUCACCGAAGAGGGAUCUCAAUCAGUCACUACUGAGUGAACAGAAUGCAAAGGGUAGCAGUAGUGGUAGUGUUGGUGGAAGUAGCAAGAGCAGAAGACGGAUUACAACACCGGGUAAGAAGCGUCCGCAGCAACCUGAGACAAUUACAUCAAACAUUGGGCACCUCACGAAGCGUCAAUUGGCAAUUGCAGCCAAAAAAUCCGGCAAGGAGGUAGAAGAUAGCAAGGAAGACAUUCUCGGGGGCAUGGACAAGGAUAGUGAGAUCAUCACGGGUGACAUUGAUGAUAUUGGGGCCACAAAGAGCAAUGCUACUGAGUUUAAGUGUGAAAUGUGUUCAUCCAUGUUCCUCACACAGGAAGAUCUCUUUGCACACGUGGCAAUUCACAUUUAGGUGGCUCCUGGGUGGAGGCACGUGACGCGUCUUCCACAAGAGAAGGCUCAUCCCCCAAAAAAAAAUCAGUACCAUAUAAUUUGCCAUUCAACUUGUUUCCAUUUUCUCACUAGUAGGACAACUCUAUUUUAUAUAAAUUUAACGCAACACUGAGGAAAGUUAAAGAAAAAAAAUUAUAUUGUCUUUUCACGUAUCAUGUUUUAAACUUUAAAUAAUAUAAUCUAUCAUGCUAGAAAUGGUCAAUGUUAUAGUAAAACAAAAAAAUAAAUUGUAGCAUCCAUGAAAAAUAAA